Molecule: messenger RNA, 1247 nt
Organism: Rhagoletis zephyria (snowberry fruit fly)
Lineage: Eukaryota; Metazoa; Arthropoda; Insecta; Diptera; Tephritidae
Product: tRNA modification GTPase GTPBP3, mitochondrial
Biological process (GO): tRNA methylation; tRNA wobble uridine modification
Cellular component (GO): cytoplasm; mitochondrion
Molecular function (GO): GTP binding
Source: RefSeq, a predicted model, not a curated record
GGCAAAUAACUAAACCGUAUCCUCUUAAUUCUGUAAGUCAACAAUUGACUUUAUCAACACAUUUAAACACCCAGGCUACGGCAAGUGUGGAGUCUCUGUUAUACGCGUGUCAGGGCCGCGCACUAAGUAUGCACUCCAAACUCUUAUUGGGUUGCGUCAUGAGCUAAAACCGCGUUAUGCAUACCUUAAGUCCAUCUAUCAUCCAGAAAAUAAAGAACUAAUUGACAAGGGAUUGGUUCUAUGGUUUCCUGGGCCAGCUUCGUUUACGGGGGAAGAUUCAUGUGAGUUUCAAGUUCACGGUUCCUUAGCUGUAAUUGCCGCCAUAAUGGAUGCGUUAGGCAAAGUCCCUGGACUGAGGCCGGCAACUGCUGGCGAGUUUACAAAACGUGCCUUCUUCGGUGGAAAACUUGAUUUAACUGAAGUCGAGGGUUUAGCCGAUUUAAUACAUGCUGAGACAGAAGCACAAAGGAAACAGGCUAUGCUGCAAAGUACUGGGGCACUUUCCCGUGUUUACGACAACUGGCGGAGGCGUCUAAUACGUUGUGCCGCACAUUUGGAAGCUUACAUAGAUUUUGCGGAAGAAGAAAAUAUAGAGGAUGACGUGGUGAUGCAAUUGAAUAAAGAACUUCGCCGUAUUAUAACUGAAAUACGUGAACAUCUGAACGAUCAGCGGCAGGGCGAAAUGUUGAGAAAUGGAGUGCGCACCGCAAUAGUCGGUGCUCCCAAUGUGGGCAAAAGCAGUUUUUUGAAUAUGAUGUGUCAGCGAGAAGUAGCAAUUGUAACACCCAUAGCUGGCACUACACGCGACAUCAUUGAAAGUACGCAUAACUUUGGCGGCUACCCAGUCAUCUUUGCCGAUACUGCAGGUUUGCAUAAACAAACGCAGGAUAUAGUAGAAUUGGAGGGCAUGAGUAGAGCAAAAGAAUGUCUGCAAAAUGCGGAUCUAAUUUUACUGCUAACUGACGCGCGUGAGCUGUUGGCCAAUAUAGCAAAUAAUAAUGGCACGUUAAAAGAAUAUCAAUCCAAUUACCUGCAGCAAUUGGACUUGGACGAAAAUGCGUUGGCGGAUAAGCGCAUACAAUUGAUUAUAAAUAAAAUCGAUUUGCUCUCAGCGACGGAGUUACAAAGGCUGACGCAAAUCGAUGUGUUGCGCAUCUCUUGUAAGGAGCCGAAUACUGUUGAAUUACAACCAUUUUUACAACAUUUUGAAGGAGUACUGCGCGAACUGUAAGUAGUAAAAAUAUACA